AUGGCGGAGAAGCGCAAAACAUCGCCUCCCAUCUCAUACCGGGAAGCCGCGCUGGUCAAACGUCAAAGGCAAGCGGGCGACUACGACGAUGCCGCGUCGUCCCAACGGAUUGCCAUCGCCUCGUCCAAAGACGGUCAGGACAAGGGUCUGAUUCGUUCCGUCAAGCGAACCUCUUCGCUCUCACACCCUAUCCUGGGAUUAACAGGCGCACACACAUCCGAGAUCCUCGACGUCAAAUUUUCGCGCGAUGGAUCCAGAAUUGCAGCUGCUUCCGCGGACCGCACCAUAUCGAUCUGGAGCGUAUAUGGAGAGUGUGCCAACAUUGGUCAGCUCAAAGGCCACUCCAAAGCGGUCACCUGCGUCGCUUUCAGUAACACCAUGUCGGAUGCGCUCUAUUCCGGCUCGGCGGAUGGCACUAUCAUUGCAUGGAAAUUGACGACAGGCGAAAAGCAGAGACGGUUGAGAGGGCAUCGAGCCAUUGUCAAUUGUGUUUCUGCCACUCGAUCUGGGCCGGAACUGCUGGUGUCUGCGUCGGACGAUGGUAGGGUCCUAAUCUGGGAUCCGCAAGCAAAAGAACCUCUAGACGUGCUUGAGGUGGGAUACCCCGUGACGGCCGUCGCCUUCUCGGAAGACUCGAGUCAGAUCUACGUCGGCGGCAUCGACAACCAGGUUCAUGUUUACGACCUCACUCGCAAAACCAUCGCUCUCACACUCCGCGGCCACCUCGAUACCAUUACCUCAAUCUCGCUCUCCCCAUCCGGGUCACACAUCCUCACCACAUCCUUCGACGACUCGCUCCGAAUCUGGGACGUUCGACCCUUCGCACCGGAGCCUAACCCAGCAGAUCCCAACGCCCACACGGCGAAUCCCAGACUGUACAGGACGCUUAGAGGCACCACAUUUGGCGGAUUUGAGAACCUGCUCAUCAAGGCAGGGUGGAGCGCAGAUGGCGAGAAAGUGGUAGCGGGCGGUGCGGAUAGGACGUGUACGAUUUGGGAUGUCGAGAGCUCGUCCAUCUUGUACAAGCUGCCUGGGCACAAGGGGACAUGUACUGCAGCCGUUUUCCAUCCGAGGGAACCGGUGGUCGUGUCGAGCUCGACAGAUAUGACGCUGCUACUGGGCGAAAUCGAUCCAUAG
Sporisorium graminicola is the source of this 1137-nucleotide messenger RNA. RefSeq lists its product as uncharacterized. Gene Ontology annotation, molecular function: protein binding; RNA binding. The transcript has a single exon. The record is from RefSeq and is a predicted model, not a curated record. Gene Ontology annotation, cellular component: catalytic step 2 spliceosome. NCBI's taxonomy places the organism in Eukaryota, Fungi, Basidiomycota, Ustilaginomycetes, Ustilaginales, Ustilaginaceae. The coding region runs from base 1 to 1137 and encodes 378 amino acids.